Messenger RNA from Lemur catta (Ring-tailed lemur), 1919 nucleotides. Its product is annotated as rap guanine nucleotide exchange factor 2-like. Gene Ontology annotation, molecular function: protein binding; guanyl-nucleotide exchange factor activity. NCBI's taxonomy places the organism in Eukaryota, Metazoa, Chordata, Mammalia, Primates, Lemuridae. Bases 57 to 1919 code for a protein of 620 amino acids. The transcript has 10 exons. The record is from RefSeq and is a predicted model, not a curated record. Gene Ontology annotation, cellular component: endocytic vesicle; plasma membrane; apical plasma membrane. Gene Ontology annotation, biological process: Ras protein signal transduction; positive regulation of GTPase activity.
UUCUCAACGGUUCUGUGGAAUUGACUUAUCCAGAUGGAAAAGCAGAAAUAUUAUGUAUGGGAAAUAGUUUUGGUGUCUCUCCUACCAUGGACAAAGAAUACAUGAAAGGAGUAAUGAGAACAAAGGUGGAUGACUGCCAGUUCGUCUGCAUAGCCCAGCAAGAUUAUUGCCGUAUUCUCAACCAAGUGGAAAAGAACAUGCAAAAAGUUGAAGAGGAAGGAGAGAUUGUUAUGGUGAAAGAAAACCCAGAACGUGAUCAAACUGGAACAAGAAAGGGACACAUUGUCAUCAAGGACACCUCAGAAAGCUUAACGAUGCAUUUGGUGGAAGAGCAUUCAGUAGUAGAUCCAACAUUCAUAGAAGACUUUCUGCUGACCUACAGGACUUUUCUUUCUAGCCCAAUGGAAGUGGGCAAAAAGUUGAUGGAGUGGUUUAAUGACCCGAGCCUCAGGGAUAAGGUUACACGGGUAGUAUUAUUGUGGGUGAAUAAUCACUUCAAUGACUUUGAAGGAGAUCCUGCGAUGACUCGAUUUUUAGAAGAAUUUGAAAAUAAUCUGGAAAGAGAGAAAAUGGGUGGACAUCUAAGGCUGUUAAAUAUUGCAUGCGCAGCUAAAGCAAAAAGAAGAUUGAUGACAUUAACAAAACCAUCCCGAGAAUCUCCUUUGCCUUUUAUUUUACUAGGAGGCUCUGAGACGGGAUUUGGAAUCUUUGUUGACAGUGUAGAUUCAGGUAGCAAAGCAAGUGAAGCAGGCUUGAAACGUGGAGAUCAGAUACUAGAAGUAAAUGGUCAAAACUUUGAACAGAUUCAGCUGUCAGAAGCCAUGGAGAUUCUUAGCAAUAACACAUAUUUAUCUAUCACUGUGAAAACCAAUUUCUUUGUAUUUAAGGAACUUUUAACAAGAUUGUCAGAAUGGAAAGGAGAUGGUGCCCCUCACCUUCCUAAAACUGGUGACAUCAAAAAGGCCAGCCGCUACUCCAUUUCAGAUCUUGCUGUAGAUGUGGAACAGGUGACAGGACUUGAAAAAGUGAGUAAGAAAAGCAAAGCCAAGACUGUUGGAGGAAGGAAGAAGCUAAAAAAGAAGAUACUCAACAUGACUCAGAUCAGUAUCUUACCACAGAAACCAUAUAAUGAUAUUGAGAUUGGUCAGUCUCAAGAUGACAACAUAGUAGGAUUAAGGCAGACAAAGCACAUCCCAACUGCAUUGCCUGUCAGUGGGACCUUAUCAUCCAGUAAUCCUGAUGAUGUAUUGCAGUCACAUCAUCGCAUUUUAGAUUUUAGUGCUACUCCAGACUUGCCAGAUCAAGUACUAAGGGUUUUUAAGGCUGACCAGCAGAGCCGAUACAUCAUGAUCAGUAAGGACACUACAGCGAAGGAGGUGGUCAUGCAGGCUAUCAGGGAGUUUGCCGUUACUGCUACCCCGGACCAAUAUUCGCUAUGUGAGGUCUCUGUCACACCUGAGGGAGUAAUCAAACAGAGAAGGCUUCCAGAUCAGCUUUCCAAACUUGCUGAUAGAAUACAACUGAGUGGAAGGUAUUAUCUGAAAAACAACAUGGAAACAGAAAUACUUUGUUCAGACGAAAAUGCUCAGGAGCUAUUGAGAGAGAGCCAGAUUUCCCUACUUCAGCUCAGCACGGUUGAAGUGGCCACGCAGCUCUCUCUGCGCAAUUUCGAACUGUUCCGCAACAUUGAACCUACUGAAUACAUAGAUGAUUUAUUUAAACUCCAAUCAAAGACCGGCUGUGCCAACCUGAAGAAAUUUGAAGAAGUCAUUAACCAGGAAACAUUCUGGGUAGCAUCUGAAAUUCUGAGAGAGACAAACCAGCUGAAGAGAAUGAAGCUCAUUAAGCAUUUCAUCAAGAUAGCACAGCACUGUAGGGAGUGCAAGAAUUUUAACUCAAUGUUUGCAAUCAUCAGGUAG